AGCCCAGGAAGUAGAGACUUUUUCGAUGUAGAAUCUAGAAUCGUAAGAGUAGAGUAGCAGAUACCAACUAGUACCGAUUAGUCGAUUUACUCUACCAUUAUUAGAGACACGUCGCCCCACCGCGGCGCGUGGUUUCUCCCCCAAACAACUCGACGCGACGCAUACUCAAUAUAUCGAUUGCUAUAGAGCCAUCAUCUAAACAGCAAAUUGCCUACCUACCAUAUCCCUUUCACAGUUCUUUACCAGGAAAAGACUGCGCAGCACGAGAUCGAACAUUCACGAUACUUGUCGGGCAUCGUUAAUCGCCUUCCACGAGCAACUACUUCUAGCCCGGCACACUCGAAAGUCUUACCGGCAAUGCCACGGCCUCCAGCGAAGAGGAACCGAUUGCCACCCUCUGUCGCACCGACGAAAGGCAGAGUAACUACAAGGAAGAAUGCGUCACAGAAAAAUACUAUCGAGGAUGGUGAUGUGACAAGCAUUCGCAACCAACGGGGCGCGACACGGCACGAGAGGCCCACGAGUGGUGGUCACAAAGAAGAAAGGGAAAUCAGCAAUGGACGGAAAGGCGACACAAGUGGAAGUCUUGAGGAAACGGCAGCGCCAUCAGAAGAUGUUUCAGAGACGCAUACAUCGCGACCGCCGGUACAGCAGACGCCUAUCGCUAAGUCUCAUGGACGAACUCUGGGAUCAUCGCCCGCAACAGAACGUCCACAGACAGGAAACAGACCCGCAUCAAGACCGCGCGGAUAUUCUUCCACUCUGUCACUUGCGGGGAGGAAGGGAGAUAUCGGUUCCAAAGUUCCUGGCACACCUGCCUUCGAAAGCUCAAUGUUGAGUAAUUUCAGGAGGAGACCACGGCAACCCAGCAUCCUGCAAAUGAUGCAGGCUGAUGGGUCUUCGGAUCUUGACGAUGAUGACUUCCUCGGCGAUUUGAGUCCCCAAGAUGAAUCGACGCCGUUGGCACUCGCGAAAAGAGAGCUACCGCUCCCUCAGCCAUCUCCCUCGCCCUCGGCGCUUUCUUUGAACCUUUCGUCAGGGAAAAGGAAACGCUCACUAAUAGAAGAUGAAGAGCCUGAAUUACCUAGCGCUCGCUCCUCCGUGGCUCCUUCGAUUGUGUCUAGCGACUCUGAAAACGAACGCGACGCAUCGGACAGGCCGCUUCCUGCUUUCUCUGCACAGUUGGAGAGAUUCAGCCAGACCAUGGCACCGCCGAUGAGCAGCAGUCCCGCACAGACUCAGCAAGAGACAGAUACGGCGUCCAGUGUUCACCCUCGGUUGUCCAAAGAGCGAGUCCGGAAAGGAGACGAUGCAGGCAGCGGUCAACGGCAGAUGUCAACAGCGGCUCUCCAAGAGAACUUUCUUCCUCGUCGACGUCGGCCGCGCAGACGUGUCAAGAAAGGUGCAGACAUCGACAUAUUGAGCGAUAACAGCGAAGAAGAAUCUGACCCCGACGAUGACGAGUUGAAUCGUUUGCCUUCAAAAAAGACGGCAAAGUCGCGACGAAAGCUAUUGGCUGAAUCAGAGAAUGCAACAAACUCAGGAACGAAACAGAAGACUACAAAUCAGCGUGGUCGGAAACGGCAGACUGCCACCAAUGCCAGUCGAACUAAAUCGUCAACCAGGGCAUCAUCGACCUCCAAGACGCAGCAACGUGAUAGUCUCACAUACUCACGUCGGCGCCGGGAUGUGGAAAAAGAAAACGACGACGCGGAUGUUUCCACCACAUCUUCACGUCGCGGGUCUGUAUCCGACCUCGACCAAGGCACUCCGAAGCCCGCAGGAUCGAGUCGCAAUCGAGAACUGGAAGAACAGGCGAAGAAAUUUGCUGAGAUAGAUAAGUGGGAGAUGGAUUUUGAGGACGUAAUUGAGUCUAGCAGUCAACAAACGUGAUCUGCAUUUAUGAUCGUUCUUAUUUGGGUCCGUGAUGGCGUUAAAAGGGAGGUUUGUUUCCCAUCUUAUGUUUGCGAGCUGCUUUUCAGUUGGAUUCGUGCAGCGCAUAAUCUCUGAGCGUUGUCUGUACCGGUUAGCUUAUUCCAGUAUACCAUAUGUGAUGUGUUGACGACAUGAGAAACUCCUUUGUAGUACAAGUUAGGUAUUUGAGCAGAUCUUGUCUUAGUGUAUGAAGAGAAGAUGUGCCAGGAGCUAUGGUACUUCCUGAGUGUUCCUGUUAAGAUCACUACUGUUCUCAGAUUUUCGCAUUGCUCGGCUUGAAGUGGAGAUUGAACAGACUAAGUAACCAACAUCUUGAGUGAUGCAGAUCUUCAGGAUUCUGAUGAUUGUGUAGCCAUGUCCUUUUUGUUGAGA
Molecule: messenger RNA, 2307 nt
Organism: Paecilomyces variotii
Lineage: Eukaryota; Fungi; Ascomycota; Eurotiomycetes; Eurotiales; Thermoascaceae
Exons: 1
Coding region: 358-1893 (511 amino acids)
Source: RefSeq, a predicted model, not a curated record